GACUUUCUUCGAAGGUCUUCAGCGACAUAUUAAUUUCCUAAUCUUCAAAUAAAUGGCCAAUGUCUCUAAUUACAAAAAAGACAACAGCAAACCAUCUCCAUUUUAGUAGAUUUCUCUAUCUUAUCAAAACCCUAAAUCUCUACCAUAAGCAUCACUCUACCCUCCCUUCUGAAAAUCCAAAUCUCCAUGAUGUUAAUGACCCAUUGCUCACAAAACCUCCCUCUUCUCUUUCACUGGGAAAACCCCAUUUCGUUGUUCCCACCAAUAACAUGAUUCCUACUCAACCCUCAUCCAGAAGAUCCCAAUCACUGUAUCCUCAUGAUGACAUUGUGUCAUCAAAUAAGAUGAUCACUAAUUAUAUUCGGAUUGCUGAUUUAGAUUCAGCUCGUAAAGUUUUUGAAAACAUGGCAGUUAAAACGACUGUCACGUGGAAUUCGAUAUUGGCAGGGUAUUCGAGAAAACCUGGGAAACUCAAGGAAGCUCGAGAGUUGUUUGAUAAAAUUCCUGAACCAGAUGUUGUGUCUUUUAACACUCUGUUAGCUUGUUAUAUUAAUAAUUCUGAUAUUAAAACAGCAUGGAAUUUCUUUCAUAGAAUACCUGUUAAAGAUUUUGCAUCUUGGAACACCAUGAUAUCGGGUUUGUCAAGGAAUGGGCAAAUGAACGAAGCUUUGGAACUAUUUUCAAUAAUGCGGGAGAAAAAUAGUGUUUCGUGGAGUGCCAUGAUUUCUGGUUAUGUUGAAGCUAACGAUUUGGAUUCUGCAUUUGAUUUCUUUAAUAAAGCUCCGAUUAAAAGUGUCGUUGCUUGGACAGCGAUGAUUACUGGGUAUAUGAAGUCCCGAAAGAUAGAAUUGGCUGAAAAUUUGUUUCAAGAAAUGCCGGUUAGGAACUUGGUGAGUUGGAAUUCCAUGAUUUCUGGGUACGUUGAAUGUGGUAGAUCAGAAGAUGGUGUGAAGCUUUUCAGGAGAAUGGUGGGUUUGGGUGUUAGACCAAACGAGAGGAGUUUGAGUAGUGUUUUAGUGGGGUGUAGUAAUUUAUCUGCAUUGGGGUUGGGUAAGCAAAUUCAUCAAUUUGUUUGCAAGUCUCCAUUGUAUUUUGAUACAAGUGUAUUAACAUCUUUCCUUAGUAUGUACUGUAAAUGUGGGGAUUUAGGAAAUGCACAGAAACUUUUUCAUGGGAUUCGGCAGAAAGAUAUUGUUACUUGGAAUGCCAUGAUCUCAGGGUAUGCCCAACAUGGGCUUGGUGAGAGAGCCAUUGGGUUCUUUGAUGAGAUUAAAAAUCAGGGAGUUAGGCCGGAUUGGAUCACUUUUGUUGCGUUGUUGUCAGCAUGUAAUCAUGCAGGAUUGGUCGAUCUUGGGAUUAAGCAUUUUGAAUCAAUGAAAAGAGAUUAUGGGAUUGAAGCUAUGCCAGAUCACUAUACGUGUAUGGUUGAUCUGCUUGGAAGAGCUGGUUUCCUGCAAAAGGCCGUAGAUUUGAUUAGUGGAAUGCCUUAUGAGCCACAUCCAGCCAUAUUCGGAACACUAUUAGGGGCUUGUAGGAUUCACAAGAAUUUAGAGCUAGCUGAAUUUGCAGCACAGAAGUUGCUAAAUUUGGAUCCAAAUAGUGCGGCUGGUUAUGUCCAGCUUGCUAAUGUGUAUGCAGACAUGAAAAGGUGGGAUCAAGUAGCUAGGGUUCGGCAGUUGAUGAAGGAACAUAAGGUUGUGAAAACACCUGGGUAUAGUUGGAUUGAGGUGAAGAAUGUUGUUCAUGAGUUCAGGUCCGGAGACGGGAUUCACCCUGAUUUGGAGUUAAUACACUCGAAAUUGUAUGAGUUGGAGAAGAAGAUGAAGCUGGCUGGGUUUGUGCCAAAUCUUGAAUUUGCAUUACAUGAUGUGGGCGUGGAACAGAAGGAGAUGUUACUGUCCAGGCAUAGUGAGAAAUUAGCAGUUGCUUUUGGACUGAUAACUACAGCAAAGAGAGCUGAAAUUCGGAUAUUUAAGAACCUCAGAAUAUGUGGCGAUUGUCAUAAUGCCAUAAAAUACAUCUCUGUGAUUGAAGAGCGGGAAAUAUUCGUUAGAGAUACUGUGAGGUUUCAUCAUUUCAGGAAUGGAACUUGUUCAUGUGGUGAUUAUUGGUGAGAGCUUGAAAUUGUGUCUUUAUAUUUAGGUGAUUUAACCUCCGCUAAACAGAAAUUAUCAGAAUUAUGUUCAGUCUUCUGUAGUUAUUGUUUUAUUAUUAUUAUCAACGAUAUGGAAAGGAUGGAUUUGCUAUAUCUAUAAGUGUCUCGGAUCGUUCUUUGUCAAUUGUCAUCACUCAAGGAAAAGCACUUUGGUCAAGUCAAAUGGAAUGUCCAUUAUGUCACAUAUAUGAGCAUAUUCAAUUCAAUUUGCA
Papaver somniferum (opium poppy) is the source of this 2367-nucleotide messenger RNA. RefSeq names its product pentatricopeptide repeat-containing protein At4g16835, mitochondrial-like. Gene Ontology annotation, molecular function: protein binding; zinc ion binding; RNA binding. Bases 60 to 2114 code for a protein of 684 amino acids. The transcript has a single exon. NCBI's taxonomy places the organism in Eukaryota, Viridiplantae, Streptophyta, Magnoliopsida, Ranunculales, Papaveraceae. The record is from RefSeq and is a predicted model, not a curated record. Gene Ontology annotation, biological process: RNA modification.